GUGAGAAAAAACAGUGAUCACGCCAGUACCUCCUGCUGCUGCUCACCACUGGACCCAAACUACUGCAGAUCUGUGCUGCCAUGUAUCAUCUGAAAGUGCCUAUCCUGCUUCUGCUGCUGCUUGUGCUGGUGCAAUGUGUGACAACAGCACCCAAUAACAGGUACUCCAUUUCCUCCACUGAGCAAGAGGAAGAGGCUGAGGGCUGGAUGUCUCCGGGUUUGUCAUCGAGUCCAUUCCUGGAAUUUGUGGGGUCGCGGCCCCAGAGGGCACUCAACAGCCAGCAACACCACAUAGAAAAGAGAAGGUGCAACACGGCCACUUGUAUGACUCAGAGACUGGCAGACUUCCUCGUCCGCUCCAGUAACACUAUCGGCACCGUCUACAUCCCCACUAAUGUGGGCUCCAGCGCCUACGGAAAAAGAGAAGUGUUCCAAUCUCCAAACGUAAUGCCCCUUUAGUGGACACUACCCACGCUGUCCUGUCUGAUGCAUAUGUAUAUACAGCAACACAGAGCACAUGUAACAUUCCUGACAACAGUGAUGAUCAGAAUGUUUCUUUUUUCUUUAUCCAGUUUCAGUCAGUGCCUUUUGGUAUGAAACACAUUCACACAACAGCAUUGUGUACAGUGAGCACUACAGAGGAUAUGAAUCUAGUGGAGUGACAAAAAAAAGUCAGCGGAAAGGAAAAGAAGAUGUUGUUUUCAGUUAAUUUUGUAAUAAAAUAUAUAAUUGAAAGUCCCAUUCUUUGUGGAAUGUUAUUGAACACACUUUACUGUAAACAUUGUUUCUCAACACGAAAAGAACUAAGACAUGAAAGGAAACAAAU
Pygocentrus nattereri (red-bellied piranha) is the source of this 825-nucleotide messenger RNA. Its product is annotated as islet amyloid polypeptide. Gene Ontology annotation, cellular component: extracellular region. Bases 81 to 458 code for a protein of 125 amino acids. The transcript has 4 exons. The record is from RefSeq and is a predicted model, not a curated record. Lineage: Eukaryota; Metazoa; Chordata; Actinopteri; Characiformes; Serrasalmidae. Gene Ontology annotation, molecular function: hormone activity.